AUGCAGCUGCCAUUGGCUCAACCACGCUCUUGGAUGGGCCUGUUACUGCUAGUGUCAAGCCUGCUCCUGUGGAAAUAUGUGGCAACCACACCAUACGAACAGAUGUCUAAUAAAGAGCUGUAUGACGAUCUGCUCUCCCUUUCUCAUCGCACGCAUGCAGUUGCCCGAAAUAUGCAUAGAAUUUUAGAUUCAAAAUUAGCUGGGAGAAGAUGGUUUCAGAAUAAAAGAAACGAUACCUGCCAAAACACUUCUACCUCUACUUCACAAAAAACUGAAGAUCUUCUGAAAGUCAUCAUCAAUGUUUCAAAUGCCUGGAUAUACCCACUGAGACUUCUGUCACCUGCAGUGCUGACUCAUUUAGGGUCCUAUGAUGGUAUGCUGUCAAGAGCCGUAGAGGUUAAAUAUAGAAAUGAACAAGUUCUGAGGGGAGCAAAGGUUUUACUCAGCAGGAUUCAGCCUAGUAUUGAAGAACAUGACGAAGCUGAAUGGCCAGUACUAAAACAAUUGAGGUCUUCCAGAGAAAGGACUCACCUGUUGGCAUUUUAUAAACUCUUCUACUGCCUUCGCAAAGACACACAGAAGGUGAAGCGGUAUCUCAGGAUCCUGAGGUGCCAAGCCAUCAAAACCAGCAAGUGCUAA
Psammomys obesus (fat sand rat) is the source of this 639-nucleotide messenger RNA. Its product is annotated as prolactin-3C1-like. Gene Ontology annotation, molecular function: hormone activity; prolactin receptor binding. The record is from RefSeq and is a predicted model, not a curated record. Gene Ontology annotation, biological process: mammary gland development; positive regulation of receptor signaling pathway via JAK-STAT; response to nutrient levels. The transcript is spliced from 5 exons. Bases 1 to 639 code for a protein of 212 amino acids. Gene Ontology annotation, cellular component: extracellular region. NCBI's taxonomy places the organism in Eukaryota, Metazoa, Chordata, Mammalia, Rodentia, Muridae.